Messenger RNA from Cygnus atratus (black swan), 1646 nucleotides. RefSeq names its product VAMP associated protein A (gene VAPA). The record is from RefSeq and is a predicted model, not a curated record. Gene Ontology annotation, biological process: neuron projection development. The transcript has 6 exons. Gene Ontology annotation, cellular component: endoplasmic reticulum membrane; plasma membrane. Bases 260 to 1009 code for a protein of 249 amino acids. NCBI's taxonomy places the organism in Eukaryota, Metazoa, Chordata, Aves, Anseriformes, Anatidae. Gene Ontology annotation, molecular function: FFAT motif binding.
GAGCGGCCGGGCGCAUGCGCGCAGCGGCCCCGCCGCCUCCGCCGCCGUCGCCCUCGUGCCGUUGCGCCGGGAGGGCGGCGAGCGGCUGCUGGGGCUGCGCAGCGUCCGGAGCCCCCGCCAGGGAGCGGCGCCGCCGCCCGGCCUCCCCGUGCCCCGUCGCCGCUGCUGCUGCUGCCGCCGCCGCUCCUCCUCCUCCUCCUCCUCCUCGCCCUCCUCCUCCCCCCGCCCCCCCCUCCUCCCGCCGUAGCGAGCGAGCGAGAUGGCGGCCGCCGGGGCUGUGGCGAAGCACGAGCAGAUCCUGGUGCUCGAUCCGCCCACCGACCUCAAAUUCAAAGGUCCCUUUACAGACGUAGUAACUACAAAUCUUAAGCUACGAAAUCCAUCAGAUAGGAAAGUAUGCUUCAAAGUGAAGACCACAGCGCCUCGUCGAUACUGUGUGAGGCCAAACAGUGGAAUUAUUGACCCAGGAUCAUCUGUAAUUGUUUCAGUAAUGCUGCAACCUUUUGACUAUGACCCAAACGAGAAGAGUAAACACAAGUUUAUGGUACAAACGAUCUAUGCACCACCAAAUAUUUCAGAUAUGGAGGCAGUGUGGAAAGAAGCAAAGCCCGAUGAGCUAAUGGACUCCAAAUUGAGAUGUGUGUUUGAAAUGCCCAACGAAAAUGAUAAACUGAAUGAUAUAGAUGCAAGCAAACCCGCUCCAGUACAGAAUGCAUCUAAGCAGGAUGGACCGAUGCCAAAACCACAUAGUGUUUCACUUAAUGAUACUGAAACAAGGAAGCUAGUGGAAGAGUGCAAAAGACUUCAGGCAGAGGUUAUGAAGCUGUCGGAAGAAAAUCGGCACCUGAGAGAUGAAGGCUUGAGGCUCAGAAAGGUAGCACACUCGGAUAAAUCUGGAUCACCCACAGCUUUGGCUCUCAGAGAUAAUGGCUCUAAUUCUCUUCCAUCACUUCUUGUUGUAAUUGCAGCCAUUUUCAUUGGAUUCUUUCUAGGGAAAUUCAUCUUGUAGAAAGAAUGAGUGAGAGAAGCAUGCAUGCAAAAUGCAGCUUCUUUUUUUUUUUUUUUUUCUUGGCCAGAAAAAAGAUUUGUUUACCUACCACUUCAUUGGUAGUAUGGCCCAAGUGACCAUUUUUGUGUACAGCAUCAUAACAGGCUUUGCCUUUAAUGAUCUCGCACGGUUAGAAAACACAAUCUAAAAAGACAAACUGUUCGGCUACUGGACAAAAUUGUACAUUAAGUCAUCAAUAGCAAGUGUCAGUUGCACAGUCAGUCCUUUAUGAAAAUUCAUAAAUAAAGAAUUGUUCUUUCUUUCUGUGGUUUUAAUAAGAGUUCAAAAAUUGUUCAGAGUCUUGUAAAUGUUAUUUUAAUAAUCCUUAAAAAUUUUAUCUGUUGCUGUUACCUCUUGAAAAAUGAUUUAUUAGAUUGCUAAUCCCACUCAUUCAGGAAUAUGACAAGAGGUAUUCUGGGGGAAAUGGUGCCUCUUACUGUGUAAAUUUUCUCCUUACAUUACUUUGCUAAUAUCAUGGCAGAAUUUCUUUCUUAUCCCUCAUGAGGCAUUGUUGAGAGUUCUUCAUCCUUACAAUCCUGUCCCAUAAUAUUUAACAUUACAAAAGAAAUAAAAUUGUUAACAGAUUUUCUGCUGGGUA